Molecule: messenger RNA, 1728 nt
Organism: Aspergillus niger
Lineage: Eukaryota; Fungi; Ascomycota; Eurotiomycetes; Eurotiales; Aspergillaceae
Exons: 2
Coding region: 1-1728 (575 amino acids)
Biological process (GO): DNA-templated transcription initiation
Cellular component (GO): transcription factor TFIID complex
Source: RefSeq, a predicted model, not a curated record
AUGGCGCAGCCCCAGCAACAACACUUGACGCAGUCAUUUUCCCCGCCGGUUUCCUCACCUUCACCUGGUGCCCCAUCGCCUGUAAAUGGUGGUGUCCCUCCACCUCUCAAGCGUCAACGUCUCUCACCUCUCCCUCAGUCCCAGUCCCCUUACGCCUCACCUAGCUUCGGGACUUUACAACUGCCACAACACCAGCCCGCUCCUAUGACUACACCGACCAUGAACAUGAACGGCGUCCCCCAGUCUCCCGCUCCUCCUCCACCUCCACCUCCAGGCGCGAUGGGGCCUCCUUCUCGACCGGCAGACAAGGCUACCGAUGCUGCUGAGCUCACAGAUGUGCUAGCAUCAUCAGGAAUUGAUGUCCGGGAAGAGGAGGCCUACUUGACGAGCAGUUACUCUGGUCCUCCGGUGCAGGCUCAACAACCACCUCGCCCUCAACAGCCACAGAUCCCGCAGCAACAACCUCAACAGUCGGUGCCACCUGCUGUCAACACCUCGUUCACAUCACAAGCAUCGACAAUUGGGAGCGUUCCUACGACUCCUAGUUUUGAACAACCCUCCCCAUAUAAGCCGGCGACGACGCAGGAUUCCUUCUACAGGGAGCCGUCGACGCAGCCUCCGGCGCCUUUCAAGGAUCCCAAUGAGCCGACCCGCGAAGACACUGAGGCAGCUCGGCGCGCGCAGUAUACUCUACAAGACUCUUUCUUGUGGACUAAGGUAUUGGAGCAGAGGCUGCAGAAACGUGGAUUCGAACUCGGUGUCCGUAUACCGGCAGAGGGCCUGUAUCAUCCCGUGCCCGGUCGCCAACAACCUAUCGAAGUCACUGGACCAGAUGGAUCAUCGAUCAUACGUUCCGGGCAAACAAUCUUGAACCAAACCGGCGCACCUCUAUUGGACAUUCUCAGCUUAAUGUCCAUCGCAUGUGAAGAGCGGUUGCGAACGGUGGUCGAUUAUUCUUCAACACUGGCUCGAAGUCGACGCGCGCACUCACACGGAAUUGUCCCCACCGAUUGGAAAGACGUUGCUACAUCGGCUAAUGCUGUCAAUGGGAAUGUGGAAAAUCCUAGCACACCACUUAAGCGCCCGCUAUCAGCAACCGAACCGCAGGGUACCAAAGCACUGUCGGAGAAGUAUCGUCUACUUAUGGACAAGGACAAUUCCAGCGAAGAGGCCCGUGCUGCAAAACGUACCAGGCGCAGCACGAAUGCCAUCCUUGGAGAAGGGGGAGCGAGCCGAUCGGAAUCCGUGGAUAUCCCUGGCUCCGGCGCCUCCACACCGAUCGGAGAGAGAGCCCCUAGUAUCGAUAAGAAGGGAAUGUCGAAGAAGGAAGCUAAGAAGCUGAUGGAUGCCAAGGCGAGCGAGGCUCAGCAACAUCAGCAGUCGGUAGAGACCGCGCGCCUGGCUACUAACAGCAUGCUGUCUGGUCGCAUGUUUGGAACCAAGAAAUCUUACUCGUGGCUAAAUCGUGGUGCAGCAGCUGGCAGUGGAUUCUCCACGCCGUCCCGCGUCAACACUGCCACGCCGCCUGCGAGCACGGACAAACCCGGACGUUCCGGUGAACCUGCCGCCGUGCCUGCAAAACGUCUGGGAACAUGGCGAGAAGACAAAGACAGAGGCGCCGGCAUUCAGGUCCGGGAUGUUCUGUUUAUGCUGGAGCUGGAUGGCAGAGGCCCUCGACACGUACAAAAGGCCUACUCGAAGGAUGUGAAGGAGGAUCGAGCGGACUGA